Messenger RNA from Aplysia californica (California sea hare), 902 nucleotides. RefSeq lists its product as uncharacterized. The record is from RefSeq and is a predicted model, not a curated record. NCBI's taxonomy places the organism in Eukaryota, Metazoa, Mollusca, Gastropoda, Aplysiida, Aplysiidae.
AUUUUCUAUUGAAGACAGCAGUGAAAGGAAAGGCUACAAGAAUUUAAAAGUCUAACCUGAGGAAUUCUCAAGACUUUUGAACUUUUUAAGGAGGCAGCUCGAAAACCUGUGAAGGCCAUGGGAACUUCCGCCAUCUUGAUCAGUGGUUUACUUCUUACUGUUGUUACCCUCUUUGUUGUCGAUGGCAGACAGAUGUGCUGGUCCUGCCAGUACGUGGCUGGAGGCCGAGGUGAGGAAUGUGCAAGUGCCCCGAGCAAUUGGACCGAGGGCAACCCAAGGACCCAAUGUGAGGGCUACUGCGUGACCUUGGCUAGAUUUUCUGCAUUCACGGGUAAACCCACCUAUACCUUUCGUGGUUGUUAUGCAAGCAAGGGGAAUCGGAAGCAAGGCUGCGUUAGGGAUGGCGCCGAAAACGACUGCUACUACAUCUGUGGUGAUGGGAACCACUACUGUAACGACAAAUCACUACCCACAUCGCCUUAUGUGGCGCCCACUGGUGGCAACGGAGCUGUCGGUAUAUUUACCUUUGGACUGACAUACACUGCAUAUUUGUUUUUGGCCGUUUUGGUGGCCCAAUGUUUAAUUCAUUGAAGACGCACUGUUUCGGAGUACAUACUUUAAAAAUAUAGAAGAAUAGUUUCGUUUUUCGAGCAGAUUUUUCCAUUCUGUUUUCUUUGUCUGAAACUUUAAUGAGGCAUGCAAAAAUGUAUGCAGGUUAUGAAAUAUGCAAAUUGACCUAUUAGGUUUGUGUACGAUGGUUCAAAACGUGCCGCAACGUCGCCUUUGGUCUGUUACUGAUUACUGGUUGGACACAUGCGUCGCUUCGUUCUUAAAGAGUUAACAAAAUCUUUUUACUGCCGUUCUGCUGUAUAAAAUGUACUGAAUAAAUAAUGCUCUCGGUG